CCACCCUUGUCUGGGGCUCGCUGGUUGUGACGCACGUCACGCUCGGCCAGGCAGGCGUGGAGGUGGGUGUGACGUGCUGCUAUAAAAUGCUUGGCUGCAGGCAGUGCCGGACACACCGACACCUGGCGGCAAAGGGCAGUAAGAACUUCGGGCCCUUUCUACAAGUGAGUGAGAGAAGAAAGAGAAGUCAGAGAAAGGAAGCAAAGAAAGCAGCCGCACGACACCGAGCGUGAAAAUCUCGCGAAGUUUGGACAACGACGAUUACCUUUAUUUUGCCGCACAGACCCGAAGCUUCACAGUUGUUACCUGAAACAAACCUACCUGACAGUGGGGAAACAGAUGAUGGAGGUACGAUCCCCAGCACCACUUGUCGUCAAGUUCCUCAUCUUGACGCUGAGUGUCGCCCCCUGCACCAGCUUCACCUACCCGCCCCGCGCUGCUUACCCACAGACUGGUGGCUAUGGCUACAGGGACAGACAGCUGCAGCAACCAGUUCCAGUUGGCUAUCUGUUCUACCCUAACAUCAUAAGGACCGUGAAUUCAGGCUACAACUGGCAGGUACUACAACAGCAGCGACAGCAGCAGCAACAACAGCAACAACAGCAGUACCUGGACCGCCUGCUGCAGUUCCUGUUCGGCACAUCCCAGACAGGACAGGAGGAGGAGGAGGCCAGCCAGCAGACCCUGUUCGGCACAUCUCUCACAGGACAGCAGGAGGAGGCCGGCCAGCAGACACUGUACGACUUAUCUCAGACAGGACAACAGCAGGAGGCCGGCCAGCAGACCCCAUACGGCACAUCUCUCACAGGACAGCAGGAGGAGGCCGGCCAGCAGACACUGUACGACUUAUCUCAGACAGGACAACAGCAGGAGGCCGGCCAGCAGACCCUGUACGGCACAUCUCUCACAGGACAGCAGGAGGCCGGCCAGCAGACACAGACGUACGAAGACAUCGAGGACCUGAUGAAGGCCAUCUCUCGUGUGGCAGAUGCCAUGUACGGCCCCGUGAGCACAACUCCCUCCACAUUUGAAGAUGACGAUGACGUUGAGGAAGAAACUACUCCAAUAACUGCUGCUGUGUCCAGUACCACGCAGUCAUCCUAUAAUAAUAUUAAUGAUGAUGAAGACGAUGAUGAAGCAGUAGCAACAACUUUAAGCGCUGUCACGGUGUCCAGUACCACACAGUCAUCCGAUGAUGAUGAUGAUGACGACGAUGAAGAAAACUCGGCCACAACUCCACUUACAGUUUUGGUGUCCAGUACCACAACGUCAUCCUAUAAUAAUGGGAUGAUGACGACGAUGGAGGAGAAGCAACGACAACUCCACUGACAGCUUCAGUGUCCAGUACCACGCAGUCAUCCGAUGAGGAUGAUGAUGACGACGAUGAAGAAAACUCGGCUACAACUCCACUUACAGUUUCGGAUUCCAGUACCACAACGUCAUCAUAUAAUGAUGACGACGAUGAAGAAAAAGCGACAACUCCACUCACAGUUUCAGACUCCAGUACCACGCAAUCAGAACCCGUUGAUAACAGCGAUGAAGAAGAGAAAGACGACGAUGAAGUAACUACGCUGUCGGAGGUGACUGAGGUCACAACCCAAUCCCUCGAUUUACGUGACUAUAAUGAUGUUACGACGACGACAACUCCAGUCGUCACAACCUUCGCCCCUGACAGCAGUGACGAGGAUGACGACAGCGAGGAGAAUGAAGAGACCACUACGACCACCACAGCAACUGCAGCACCUACAGCGUCUGCUGACACAGGGCCUAGUAAGUUCCUACAGUAUCUACUCACAAAGUGUCUAGGGAGUUAGUACAGUGUCUCGAGAUACGAGCGAGCUAACGAGGGCCCACUGGUGACGUCACAAGAGUAAUUAAUGCAGCUAAUUAACAUUGUGUGUCUUCCGUGUCUUCAACAUUGGCUGCAGUCUUCAUGAUGGAACUAUAUGCUCGUAGUGCAUCGUCCUGUAGUUAUCUAGAUGUUGGGUGACAUCAGACAAAGGUGAUCCUGUCCUUGCAUUGUGUCCGUAGGUGUGUGUGUAUAUUAUCUCAAUGUAUUUGUUGUAAGUUCGGUGUCAGCGUGUAUUUUGACCGUGAGUGCCAGUUUAUCUGUUGUUUACAUUGUGUGUUAUGAGUAGUUGUUUGUACUGUCAUUUCACGACUGCUGUCAGUGUCAGUGUCAGUGCCAGUGUCAGUGCCAGAGAAGCUGUUGCAUUGUGCCAUGAUGUCGGUGGUUGUUGCAACCUUGUGUCUGGCCUCACAGAGGACAACGCUCAGCAGUUGCUCUUAUUCAUUACAAUCAUCCGGGUCUUUUUCUCACUUUUUUUAUUUGCUAGCUUGAGAAUUAUAUAAUGAGGAAUAAAGGACAAAAAGAAGCCAA
Molecule: messenger RNA, 2380 nt
Organism: Pomacea canaliculata
Lineage: Eukaryota; Metazoa; Mollusca; Gastropoda; Architaenioglossa; Ampullariidae
Product: putative mediator of RNA polymerase II transcription subunit 23
Exons: 2
Coding region: 340-1329 (329 amino acids)
Source: RefSeq, a predicted model, not a curated record